GUAGUUUACCUAGCCCAUAAUUUAUAAUGAAAAUGGCGGAAGGCAACCUCGGUGGCAGCGAUUCAAGCAGCCCAGACAACCGGGACCAAGAUUUUGCUCCUACUCGCGAUAUGAUGAAGCAUGAAGGCUAUGAUGAUGAACGAACAUUAGAAGAAGAAGAAGCUAUGAGUGGUGGCAGUUGUUCUAAUGAGCUUGAUGAACUUCAAAAGACACCUGUCCAUUGCCAUGGGAAAGGACAAAAUGACCGGCAAAAUACAGCUUUUAAGGAGGGAGAAAUGCCUUUAGAGAACUUAUUGGCUAUGUAUGGUUGUAAUAACAACACACCCGAGACGUUGGAGUCCAGCUGCUUUCAGGACACACGAUCGAGUAGCGAAGAAGAGAUUCUCAGCAGCCAAGACCUCACCCUAGACAAAGAGGAGAUUGCACGUGACCUUCUCUCCAACAGUGAUGAAGAUGACAAAGAAACAAAUGUAAACGACCUUCUCGACAGUGUUUCAUCGUCACAAACUGCCCGUCUACUUCGAUCUAACAGUCAGACGGGCAGCGAAGAUGAUGACCCAGAUGAUUAUGAUUACCAACCAGAAAAUGAAGAAGAUUGGAAAAAGGUUAUUCAAGUUGGUCACGACUAUCAGGCUCAAGUACCUGAAGGACUUAGUUCGUAUGGUGAUGCACCAGGUUUAUUCACAGCAUAUGAAAAUGAGGACCGAUUAUUAUGGGACCCCAGCAAGUUAGAAGAUAGUGAAGUUUGCAGUUACCUUCAACAAUUCCAGGCUCAGAGUGUACAAAGUGCUGUCAAUAACGUUCCUACAGGAACACAUGUUCGAGACGAUGAACAGGCACUUUAUUUGUUGUUGCAAUGCGGACAUAACACAGAAGAGGCAUUGCGAAGAAGGAAGAUGCAAGCAGUAUCCCCCACAGAAAAUGAAUCAUCUUGUGAUAUGUUGUUGUCACCACUAGAAGACCUUGACUUAGACUCAACGCUGUCACCUGCCAGAAGCAUAGAUCCCAUGAGUCUUUGGUCAGAAGAGGAGUGUCGGAAUUUUGAAAAUGGUCUCCGUACAUAUGGGAAAGAUUUCCAUCUAAUACAGUUAAAUAAGGUGCGAACUCGGUCAGUUGGAGAACUUGUUCAGUUUUACUAUCUCUGGAAGAAAACGGAGCGGCAUGAUAUAUUCGCAAAUAAAAACAGAAUUGAGAAAAAGAAAUAUGCUCUACAUCCAGGAAUAACUCCAUUUUGGAAAAGGCAAUUUAAAAAAAGAAUAUUGGUCAGAGUGACGAUGGGGAGAGAAUAGAGACUAUGUAAAAUUCCGAGUACGUCAGGACACAAUACCUGCCCCGCUCCUCUCAGCAAUCUCCUGUACCUCAAAAGUUCUUCGCUCUAUUUCUGUUACCGGUGAAAGUAAUCAAGUGUAGCCGGUCACCGUCAGUACUCGAUCCUUUGUUAAAUCUCUGUGUGUGUGUGUGUGCACGCAGCUGCUGGAGUUGAAAGUAGAAGAAAAGUUGGCAACCCAAAGGUUUCUUGUAUUUCACUGUUCCACAUGUAAACGUUUCUUAUCAACAUAAGAAAUUGCAUAUUGUUCCAAAACUUGUGUAUCAUUCUGUGAGAGGGGGACCUCACCCCCUUUAAUACGUUGUCUCCCUGUCGAUGAAAAGUUUCAUUGUCAAUAAAAAGCAACACAACUUUCAAACAAUAGGCAAAAAAGAAAUGGUGAAAUUUCAAAAUGCUCUCCUCCCGCCUUCCCCCUCAGUUUUUCUAACUUUCCACCUGCUACUGUAUAAAUAACGACUGACAUACAUACAUGCACGCCCCGCCCCCUCCCCCUACACACAGAAAUGUAUGUAUAUUUAUUGGUACUACACCGAAACACAUCACAUUGAAAGAAGGUUGACGAGGAAAAUCUUAAAAAUUGGAAAAACAAAACAAAAAAAAAUUACAAAAAAAAACAAAAACAACAAAUGACAGACAUUUCUCCAAGCAUCUGUUUUUGCUGGGAACUAUUUAUGGAAAAGACAUCAUAAAUUAUACACAAUCUCUAUCUCUCUUUUUUUUUUUUUUUU
Octopus bimaculoides (California two-spot octopus) is the source of this 2055-nucleotide messenger RNA. Its product is annotated as mesoderm induction early response protein 3. Lineage: Eukaryota; Metazoa; Mollusca; Cephalopoda; Octopoda; Octopodidae. Gene Ontology annotation, cellular component: nucleoplasm. Gene Ontology annotation, molecular function: transcription corepressor activity; histone deacetylase binding. Gene Ontology annotation, biological process: negative regulation of transcription by RNA polymerase II. The record is from RefSeq and is a predicted model, not a curated record.